Thelazia callipaeda (thelaziosis nematode) is the source of this 479-nucleotide messenger RNA. The record is from the annotation of a GenBank genome assembly. Lineage: Eukaryota; Metazoa; Nematoda; Chromadorea; Rhabditida; Thelaziidae.
AUGCCGAAGAAAUUUACGGGUGAAAAUUCAAAAGCAGCGGUGGCAAGAGCUCGUAAAGAUGCUGUAAAAAAAGAAGAAGCUGAAAAAAAGAAGAAAGCUGUUGAAGAUGCUUAUUGGCAAGAUAAUGACAAAAAUAUUGCUCGUAAACAACAAAGAAAGGAAGAAGCAGAACGUAAACGUUUAGAAACCUUGCAAAGGAAACAUGAGAAUCGAUUAGCGCAUGAUCUCGAAUUGCAAGCGCUCUCAUGCAAAGUAGUAGAGCCUUCUAAGGUGACACAAGCAUCUAUUGAAGCUCGCAAACGUGCUGAAGAGGAAAGAAAGCAGAAAGAAGAGAAAGAACAUUUACUAAGGAUGCAACGUUUAGAAGUCGAAAAGGAAGAUAUUGAGGAAAAUGUCAACUUGCUGAGAGUACAGAAGUUUUUACCCCUACCUUUGCUUUUUAUCAGAUUUAAAAUGCAAAUUUUAGAUGCGUAUUAAUC